This is a messenger RNA of Ambispora gerdemannii, 1368 nucleotides long. Lineage: Eukaryota; Fungi; Glomeromycota; Glomeromycetes; Archaeosporales; Ambisporaceae. The record is from the annotation of a GenBank genome assembly.
AUGCUUGAUCUUAAUCUAUUCCAAACAGAUAAGGGUGGAAACCCUGAACUUAUUCGUGAGUCACAGAGAAAGCGAGGAGCCUCGGUGGAAAUCGUGGACCAAGUGAUAAAUUUGUAUGAUGAAUGGCGAAAAGCAAAAUUUGUAUUGGAUGAAAUCAAUAAAAAAACCAAUGCCAUUCAAAAAGACAUUGGCAAAAAAAUGAAGGCAAAAGAAGACGCUUCAGAAUUAUUAGCCGAGAAAGAGCGUCUAAAUAACGAGAAGGAGCUCAAAACAGUUUCUGUAAAAGAGAGGGAAGAAGAGUUAAUGUCAAAAGCAGCAACCAUUGGCAAUAUUGUGCACGAUUCGGUUCCUUUCUCGUUAAAUGAAGAUGAUAAUAAGAUAAUUCGAAAAUGGGAACCUGCGGAUCCGGUAGUUGUAAUUGGUGAAGAGAAAAGAUUUCACAAGGCAGAGAAAAGAGACGGUAUUUUAUCACAUCAUGAAGUCUUGUAUCGAAUUGAUGGUUAUGAUCCUGAGCGAGGCGCUAAUAUAGCAGGACAUCGAGGCUAUUUUCUCUCUAAUGAUGGUGUGGAUCUUAAUUUGGCCCUUAUACAAUAUGGGCUUUCUUUCUUGAGAAAAAGAGGAUACAAAAAAUUGCAGACCCCUUUUUUCAUGAGGCGAGAGUACAUGGCGAAAACCGCCCAAUUAGAACAGUUUGAUGAAGAACUAUACAAGGUUACCGGUGAUAACGAUGAUAAAUAUCUAAUUGCCACCUCUGAACAACCUAUUUCGGCAUUCCACGCUAAUGAAUGGUUUGAACGACCUUCUGAGCAAUUACCAGUCAAAUACGCCGGAUAUUCAACCUGCUUCCGAAAAGAAGCCGGAGCACACGGCAAAGAUACAUGGGGUAUAUUUCGCGUGCACCAAUUUGAAAAAAUUGAACAAUUUGUCAUCAGUACACCUGAAACCUCGUGGGAACUUUUCGAUGAAAUGAUUGCUAUUUCUGAAGCCUUUUAUCAAUCGCUCGGCCUACCAUAUCGUAUCGUCUCGAUUGUGUCGGGCGCAUUAAAUAAUGCCGCGGCAAAGAAAUAUGAUUUAGAAGCUUGGUUCCCAUUCCAAAAAGAGUACAAAGAGCUGGUUAGUUGCUCGAAUUGUACGGAUUAUCAAAGUCGCCGAUUAGAGAUUCGAUGUGGCACAAAAAAAAUGGGUGAGCGAGAGAAAAAAUACGUUCAUUGUCUGAACGCGACCUUAUGUGCUACUGAGCGGGCGUUAUGUUGUGUGUUGGAGAACUGGCAGACUGCUGAUGGAGUAGUUGUUCCGCCGGUACUUCGACCAUAUUUAGAUGGACGCGAUUUCUUACCGUUUGUCAAGGAAGCACCAAAGAAAAAAUAA